UGACUCAAUAUUUGUUAAAAUACGUAGUUGUGCGUUGACUAAGCCUGCGAGUUAGAGUAGUAGUUGCUGGUCGCUGGGGUGAACAAGAGAGGAGAGAGAGCAACGGUAUCAGAACGAAAGGAGAGAUUCAUCGGAGUUCUUGUAAGUUGCUGAAGUGCGAUUUUCACCAUGUUACCGCACAUGCCCGAGCUAUGUUGGGACGAACCUGUGAUACCUUGCGAGGACAAUGCGAAAUUGAGCAAGUGGGUUGACCAGGUGAGUACCAAGAGGGACUUCUGUUGGAGCAAACCUAGACGCAACUACAGAAUGGAGGCCAUCCUUACUCACACCCUGUACAAGGCGAAGCGCGAGCUGAAGCGUAAGAAAUUGUCUUGGUCGACUCGUCCGUACUACUGCAAAAGAGAAGACAGGAAUAAACAAGCUGAAGCCAGGCGAAUGGAGAUGGAUGCGAGAGAAGAGAUGAAGGAAAACCUGUACGGUACUUGCGUACAAACUUUGGUACCCGAGUGGAAGGCUGAGGAGAGCACCGAAAAGGGGACUACGAAGUGGGAUGACGAAUUCGUAAAGGAUGUGGAAGAUGUACUCAGCAACUUGGACAGCUUCAUGAACGAAGUGAAUAAAGUACAAACAGUCGUGCAGCGCUAAAUAGACAUCACAGUUGCACCGGCAGUCAUCAAGGGAAAACGCAAAUCUACGCAAAUCGGCGCAUUGAAUCCUUCCCCGUGCAGUGACUGCGGCAACUAUCGAAGUCUCGCCCGUAUCCCUAUGUAACAUCUUGGGUUUUUUUCC
Dinoponera quadriceps is the source of this 789-nucleotide messenger RNA. RefSeq lists its product as uncharacterized. Bases 169 to 645 code for a protein of 158 amino acids. Lineage: Eukaryota; Metazoa; Arthropoda; Insecta; Hymenoptera; Formicidae. The record is from RefSeq and is a predicted model, not a curated record. The transcript has a single exon.